This is a messenger RNA of Limanda limanda (common dab), 6249 nucleotides long. It is a transcript of the gene tmem94, whose product is annotated as transmembrane protein 94. Bases 463 to 4581 code for a protein of 1372 amino acids. The transcript has 32 exons. The record is from RefSeq and is a predicted model, not a curated record. Lineage: Eukaryota; Metazoa; Chordata; Actinopteri; Pleuronectiformes; Pleuronectidae.
GGCCGCCGCUGCACGGUGAAGGACCUGUAUUAGAUGCAUUUGUUGUUUGAGGGAGAAAGGAAAAAAUACACAAUACUCAGAGGAUAUCAACGACGAACUGGAAACAGGAAGAGAGGCCCCUACAUGACUGCUGAGAGGACGACCCAUAUGCUGCACCUGAGAAACGGUUCACCCUCCAAACAAAAACUCCAUAUCUGAAAGUACCCUGCUUCUCUACCGAACCCUGCAGGUGUGGGCGUGCCUCCUGUCACACUGGCAGGAAAGACAAGGGGGAGGUGUUGCAGGGUGGGGUACCAGGGCUGCACCCACCUGCCUUCUCCAUCUUCCUUGAGCUUCAGCUUCCAUUGGCGGUGGGCUGAGAGGGAUUUCGGCUAGGAGCCUUGAGCGUGUGGCCUUUGACAGGGUCUGCCAGGUGGCAUUGGCUGGUUGAGGAGCAGAGCAUGUUGAGUGGUUGUGGUUGCCAUGGAGCUGCAGGAUAAGAAGCAGGAGGAAGAUGUUGUUACUUUUGGCCUUUCGACUGGCCAGGCUCUGGGGAAGCUCCGAGACCAGCUCAGCAACUUACUAGAGCAGCACCAGAGGGCUGCACACAAAUCAACCUCUGCAAAGGAAAAGUGGAUGAAUAGCUUCCUUUACCAUGGCAACCGUAGUUCCUGCCUACAUUGGUCUGGAGCUGCCCACACUCUUAUGGUGGUGUUGGGACUCAUAUGUUGCUAUGGUAGCCAGCCAAAGGGCAGUUCUGGUAUAGAGCUGAUGAACGCUGCAGCCCUCCUUCUCCUCUUUGUGCUGAACCUGCUGCUGGUCGGACGUCAGGAGAGGCUUAAGCGCAGUGAGAUGGUCCGCCGCCUCAAGGACAUUAUAACACAGCUCAGUGACUACCUGUCAGGGUGUGAGGGGGAUGUGCGGUGGUCUCUGUCACUGUACCCUGACCUCUACACACCUUCAUCCCCUUCGUGGUCCCUUCACUGGACCUACCGUGACUCCCAGCUGGUCAAUCUGCCUGUGAGUCUGCUGGUGGAAGGAGACAUCAUCGCUCUGAGACCUGGUCAAGAAGCAUUUGUCUCACUCAGAGGCAUUAAGGAUGAUGAGCACAUUGUGUUGGAGCCAGGAGAUUUAUUUCCCCCAUUCUCCCCUCCUCCUUCCCCUCGGGCCAAUGAGAAGAGAGGACCCCAGAACCCCCAGCAACACCGCCACUUCAGAGUGGUCCGGACUCCUGUGCUGGACACAGUCAGGAACAGUUUGGAGUUGGCGCUGGCUCGGCCGAUCACGGUUCUAGAUAACGAGAGGUUUACAGUGCAGUCGGUCAUGACCAAGAUAGUCUCUCCUGUGGUGCUGGUUGCGUUCCUGCUAGUGAACACUGUCCGCUACUUUUGUGACACACCCAGCCUCACCCCGGCCUGCUACAAUUUCUUUCAACUUCAGUUGAUGGGUGUUCUGCCCAUCUUGCCGCUGCUCUUCCCUGUCAUGUGGGUGCUGGUGAACGCCUUCGGAGAGGCCAGGGUCCUCGCAGAGUUCAACCGGUUGUCACCAGCUGCGCUGACUCUUCUCUUGCCCCAGCUUGCUAAGUUCUCUGAGGACACUCUAAGCAGCUACACCGAAGUGGUUUCCUCCCAGGAGAUGCUGCGUUGUGUGUGGAGACACCUGGUCGGCGUCCUAAAGGGAGAGUCUCAGACACUGUGCUUCACUUCCAGCCUCUUACACACUCUGGGAUCUGUCACUGUGCUGUGUUGUGUGGACAAACAGGGUAUCCUGUCCUGGCCUAGUCCCAGUCCAGAGACUGUGCUGUUCUUCAGUGGACGCGUCGAACCGCCUCACAACAGCCAGGACGAUCUCAGAGACGACCUGUCUGUCAACUCCUACUGCAGAGGGGAGACGGAGGAUGACAGGGAUGAGGUUGGGGAGGUGCAGGCCCUGCUCUGUCUUCCUGCAGAGUCCUCCACUCAGCUUGGGGAGGGGCUCGAGCUGAUCGAGACCUCACAUGACACUAUUUGCUCCUCCGAAACUCUCCGGCUUCGGCGUUCCUGCCAGCCCGCACACAGCCGAACCAAACACCACUCUGGAUCCAACGUUAGCUUCAGCCAUGACACUGAGGGAGGCGUGGACGACCAGGCCCUGGACUUCGCAAUGGGCUGCCCGGAGACGGAGGCAGAGGACUUUGUGUGCGACUACCACCUGGAGAUGCUGAGCCUAUCGCAGGACCAGCAGAACCCAGCCAGCAUCCAGUUCGAUGACCUCUCCUGGCAGUGCCACCUCCCCUCCCUCAAGCCGCUGGGCCUCAACAUUAUGCUGAACCUCUGCAACGUCAGCGUCACCCAGCAGCUCUGCCGCUUCUCUGACCACCUGUCCAACCUGGCUCUGCAGGAGAGCCACGGCACCGUGCUGCCAGUCUACGUACCCUGGGGGCUCUGUGAGCUCUCCAGGCUCAUAGGCUUCACUCCUGGUGCGAGGGAGCUGUUUAAGCAGGAGAACCACUUGGCUCUGUACCAGCUGCCAACUGGAGAGAAAACCAAAGAGUUGACCUCCCGCCACCUUCAUUACUUCACCAAACGCCAGCCUCCCAUGUCGCACCUCAUCUCUCUGUUCGUACGAGACUCCUCCUCCCAUAAUGUCCAGAUGCUGUCACAUGGCUCAGCUGACCUCAUCUUGGAGGCCUGCACUGACUUCUGGGAUGGAACUGAUAUCUAUCCUUUAUCAGGUUCAGACAGAAAGAAGGUUCUGGACUUUUACCAACGCGCCUGUUUGUCAGGUUACUGCUCAGCCUUUGCCUACAAACCCAUGCAAGUGUCAUUGUCAAGUGAACUGAGUGGGAAAUGUGUAGAGCUGGCCCCCGGGCCCUGCCUCUUCUCUGGAGUGGAACUGCCCUCCACCACCCCUAUCAAACAGAACUCCUACAGGAACAGCUGGAGCUCAGAUGAGGGUAUUGGUGAGGGGGUGGAGCGUGAGGACUGCGUUCAGGCCCUGAGUGGCCAGAUCUUCAUGGGAAUGGUGUCGUCUCAGUUCCAGGCGAGGCUGGAUACAGUUCGACUUAUUGAUGCCUUGGUCACUGCUUGCAUCCGCUUUGUUUACUUUUCUAUGGAGGAUGAGCUCCGCAGCAAGGUGUUUGCUGAGAAGAUGGGUUUAGAGACAGGCUGGAACUGUCACAUCUCUCUGACUCCAAAUGGAGAAAGUCCCUGUGACGGAGCUCCAUCCAGCCCCAUUCAUGGAUCCCUACAUGAAGACCUGAACCAAGAUUCUCGGGAUGAAGCAGAGGGUCCGUUGUUGCCAGAGGAGGAAGGCCACUCUGACCUCGCCAGUUUCCAGCCCACAGACAGUGAUGUGCCCAGCUUCCUGGAGGACUGCAACAGAGCCAAGCUGCCCCGUGGUAUCCACCAGGUCCGUCCUCAUUUGAAGAACAUCGAUAAUGUGCCUCUUCUGGUGCCACUCUUCACUGACUGCACCCCUGAGACCAUGUGUGAGAUGAUGAAGAUCAUGCAGGAAAACAGGGAGGUUACAUGUUGUCUGGGAAGCGCUGGCAAUUUCCGCAACAGCUGUCUCUUCUUACAGAGUAAUCUCAGCAUCGCUCUGGACCCUCUGUACCCGUCUCAAUGUUCAUGGGAAACUUUUGGCUACGCCACCGGAGGAGGGUUUAAUGGAGAAGUUGAAGGUCUGUCUCCUCUGAGGCUCUCUGGACAGCUCAACACUCUGGGCUGCUCCGUCACCUUCCACCAAGGAGAGAGCGUCAGCAUGAUCAAGCUCAUAGAGCAGGCACGACACACAACCUAUGGCAUCCGCAAAUGCUUCCUUUUCCUGCUCCAGUGCCAGCUCAGUCUGGUCAUCCUCCAGUUCUUAGCUUGUCUGGCUCAGCUUCCCCCUCCACUGAACAUCACUGACAUCCUCUGGCUGUCCUGCUUCAGCUGCCCACUUCUAAGUGUUUCACUUCUGGGGAAACCUCCAGACUUUUCCGUCAUGGCAGUUGCCACAGGGAAGAACCUAGACGCCAUUCCAAGAAAGACCCAGAACUACUUCCUUGGCUGUUUCCUGUUGAAGUUUGGUCUGACAGUGUGUGCCUACCUGUUGGCCUUUGGGUUUACACUGCAGGAGGUUUGCCUCAGAAGCAGCAACUUCACCUUAGUUGAAAACAGCACUGCCAACUGCAACAUAUUCACAGCCAGCUCUUCAGACGAGGCUCCUCAUUGGUUCAGUGAGCUGUCAAACAGCCUGCUGCUCACUCAGAAGGUCAUGGCAGGGUUCCUCGUCUUACACACAGCGGUGAUCUCCCUCAGCUACGUCCACCGCUCCCAGCCUCUGUGGAAAAAGAGUCCAUUCAGCAACACCUGGUGGUGUCUCACUGUACCUGUGGUGCUGCUCGGCCAGCUUGUUCAGGCCACGGUGGAUUACCAGCUGUGGCGCGACCGGGGCAGCUCUCUGACCUUUAACCUGAGUGACAUACCGCUGCUAGCCUGGCUGCUGGUGUCUCUGUCACCGCUGCUAGUGGUGGUGGUCAACGAAGUGGUGAAAGUACACGAGAUACGGGUGCGGGUUCGCUACCAGAAGAGACAGAAGCUUCAGUUUGAAACCAAGCUGGGAAUGAACUCUCCGUUCUGAUGGCUCUCCGUCUGAGGAAGCUGACGUCAGGGUAUUUACUGGGAACAAGUCAGGAAACUGGGGAAGGGCAGUGUGCAAACACUGCAGUGCCCACCAUUAUCACUCCAGCCCAGCAGCACUGCAACCAUCAGGUGGAGCAGAGCAACCAUCAACUCCACUCUUACUGGGGAGCAGGUAAAGGAUCAUUUCAAAGAAGUCAGUGCCACUGAACACAAAAGACCCAGAGACUUUAUUGUCUGCUUCUAGUAUAUUUUAAAGGCAUGGGGAAUGUUUCGAAGAAUGUUGUAUGCUUCCUCACUAUCACCUCACCAAUGAAUGGUCCCUUCUCAUCUCUAGGAAGGUUUCAGAUUCCAAACAGUUUACUGAAAGCUCGUUCUCGUGUCGUCCAGUCUGACACACCAAAUCAUGGCAAAUCAAUCUUUCAGUUUAAUAUAAUAUUACUGUUUUUAAAUUCAAACAAAAAAUCAGGAUUGAAAAGAAAAAGGGUCAUGUAACUACAGAACUCUGGGGCCAUUUAUGAUCCAUAUAUAUGAAAUAAUCAUUCAGUUAAAUGGGUAAAGUAUAUUAAUGAAACAACAAUUUGUGGCUCCUAAUAUAACACAUUGACCGAAUGUGUUUUAAUACAAACUGUGGAAACAUUUUGGGGCUCUAGAACUUUUUGGAUCGAUGCAUUUCUGCCUUUGAGACCCAUUUUAAUCUUCACUCUGGUCACCUGCAAGACAUUGUUCUGUCUCUAUUGUGUCUUUGGACAAAAGCUCAGUUUCUGAGUGAAGCCGAUGUCCGAGCUGCUGUAACUACAAUGGAGGAUGAGGAUAUGCUUGCAUUAUAUUUAAGUAUAAAUAUGUGUAGACGUGUGGAACUGAACAAUGUGCCAGCAUGCUGCUCUGAAUUCUUGCAGUGUGCGGUGAUCUUUGCGAGUUCUCUCCCAAGGGAUGAACUCACUGUGUGUGUGUAUAGCAACAUUCACCAAUAGGGGUCCCACCACACCAGACUCAUCUGAAAGGUGCUUCAUAUUAUUCAGUUGCCUUCUUCUGCCGCCUCUUUCUGUUCCAUCUCUCAACUGCUCCACACAUUGUCCCCAUUACCCCAGGUUUCAUAUUUGAACUUCGACUCCAUAGAUCAAGAUUUCUUUAAAUCUUAUGUAGCCCUGUUAAUCUGCAGCCGUCAACAUGUUUAACACAUUUGACAUUCUUGUGUUUUCUUUCGUCUUUUUUUCAAGACCCUUGUUUAAAGGCAUGAAUUAUUAAUUUCCCGUUCAGAAUUUGUAACGCUCUCACUUAAAACCCUGCGCAGGAAAUCUAAGCACAAGCAGGGUAUAAUUGAGGUCGAGUGCAUGGUUUUGAGUGAGAGCAUUUCAAAAUUGGAACAUGAAAUCAACAAGAUUGGAAAAGACCCCCCAUACAUGUCCCUGUGUAAUGAAUGACUACAGUUCCCGUGGACCCUCAGCAGCAGACGUCUGUUUCACUGUUGGUGUUUUUUCAAUCCGACCAGCCGUCUCCUGUGGUGCUGUUGUUGUUUCAGAUGGACAGGAAUUUCAUAUUGCUACUGUACACAAGUGGGCUGGCGGUAUUUAUUGGUUAUACAUUAGAAUACCAGCUGUUUACACAUAUGGAAUAAAGAAGGUCAUUUUUGUCAGUGCCAGAUGAACCUAAGGGCUCGGGGUACUAA